UCCAUCUCUGCGAUCACCGUGUGCCAGUGCAGGCAGAGCGGGGAGGGAGGGAGGGAGGACGCCGCUGUCCUCUCCGGGAACAUUUACAUCAGCAUCAUCACAGAUUAACCCCUUCCGCCACAUAUGCUGUCAUCCGGGGGCUCGGAUGACGGGGGGAUCGAGGGACCAGAGAAGACACUGGCUUUUGACGCGAAGACUAGACAGGGAUUGCUUUCCACUGUGAACCUCAGCAGUGGCAGCUGGAAGAGGGGUUUCAUCUUCAGAGAGCAAAGCACCAGGCAGCAUCACAACUCUGGUUCAGGGUGAAUUGUGACCGAUGGCAGAAAUGGUGAUUUUCUUGAAUGGACAGAAUUGGUAGCCCGCGGCCGUCUUGGAUCGCAGCACCAUCAUCUGGAGCGCAUCGCAACUUUGGAUCUAAAUUUCAAGCCAUUGCUUUCUGGCCUGACCUUCUGGCUUUGAAGGAUGGGUGAUGGAGCUGUGACUGAUCCUGCCUGCCUGCCUCACCGCACCCUUCAAUGGAGCCCGUGUGGAACUCCUCCCACACACCUCCACAGCCCACAUCCAACAUGUCUGCCUCCUUUCAGCCUGAGGGCUGGGCUCUGUCCCAGUCGCUAGCCAUGCUGGCGAUGCUGCUCAUGGAUCUGCUGGCUGUGGUGGGUAAUGUGGCUGUCAUGGCGGUCAUUGCCAAGGCUCCCCAGCUCCACAAAUUUUCCUUUGUUUUCCACCUGUGCGUGGUGGACCUGCUGGCAGCCCUGGUGCUGAUGCCCCUCGGCAUGCUCUCCAGCCGAGCCUUCUUCGGAGAGGCUUUGUGCAGGAGCUAUCUGUUUCUCAGCGUGUGCCUCGUCAGUGCUGCCAUUCUGUCCAUCUCUGUCAUCAACGUGGAGCGUUACUACUACGUCAUACAUCCCAUGCGCUAUGAGGUGAAGAUGACGGUUGGCCUGGUGGCCUCGGUGCUGGUGGGGAUCUGGGUCAAAGCUCUCACCAUGUCUGCUCUGCCACUGAUCGCUUGGUUCCUCCAAGGUGGGAGAACUCCUCUUCUGGAGAGCGGUGGGGUUGGAGGAGGCGGUGGAGGGGCCGUCCCGUCCCCCCCGGCUCAGGGUCACAGGCGCUGCUCACUGCACUGGACUGGGGGAGGGUCAAACCGCUUAGCCUUCAUGGUCCUCUUCACACUGGUGUAUUUCCUGUGUCCGCUGCUGGUCAUUCUAGUUGUGUACUGCAACAUGUUCAAAGUGGCUCGGGUGGCGGCCAUGCACCACGGCCCCCUGCCUACCUGGAUGGACACCCCGCGUCGCCAGCGGUCAGAGUCCCUCAGUAGCCGUUCAACCAUGGUCACUAGCUCGGGGACUGGCUCCGGGACUGACAGAGCGACGCCACAUCGGCCCUUUGGGGGAGGAAAGGCUGCAGCGGUGUUGGCAGCUGUGGGUGGGCAGUUCCUCUGCUGCUGGCUGCCUUACUUCACGUUCCACAUGUAUUCGGCUCUGGCUGCCAGCCCACCUGCUGCAUUGGCCUCUCUGGAGGAGGUGGUCACGUGGAUCGGCUACUUCUGUUUCACCUCCAACCCCUUUUUCUACGGCUGCCUCAACAGGCAGAUCCGCGAGGAGCUGGGAAAGCAUCUGCCCUGUUUGUUCCGCAGAGCCGGGGUGGAAGUCGAGGACAGGCUGCCAAGCCGCGAAGGAUCCAUAGAGGAGAAUUUUCUACAGUUUCUUCAGGGCACUGGCUGCAACCUGGAUCCUCAGAACUCACGCAGCACUUCCAGUCCAAAGGGGGAGGCCUGCUGCCCCGUGGCUCAUUCUCAGCCGGCCGAGCCAGCCCAGCCUAUCCCCAUCGAUUUCCGUAUUCCUGGACAAAUAGCAGAGGAAAUGUCAGAGUUUAUUGAAAUCGAACACACAAAAAGCAACCACAUAUAUACAGACAAGUAAGUUUCAUUGAGGUUUUAUAUACUGAAAACACCUAAAAAUAUUACAAAUAUCAGGAUUUUUUUUUCCAUCGUUGCAAAAACUGUCAGGACAGUUCAUUUGUGGGAUUUUCUCUCAUCUUUCAUUGUUUUGGCUCUAAUUACUGAUUAAGUAAAUCAUACAGCUUAAUGCAAUGUGAUGCGUUUGAUGAUUGGGAAAAAAAGGGAAAUUACUGUUACAUUGGCUGUGCAUUAGCCUUUUACGCAACCUCUCGGAGCAGUAAACGACUCAGUGAAUUCAUGUUUUAAAAAGCUUUUUUUAAUAAAACAAAAAAAAUACUUUGCAAGAAGAGGGUUUUAUUUCACAAAGAAACAAAUGGGUCAUUUUGGGGAAUUUUCUUCUGAGUUGAAAUUAAGGAACACUUGUUAGAUUAGAACCAGCUUCUUGUUUGGUUGUGUUUUAGAAAGAUUUGCCUUCACUGGUCAGCAAUGAAAAGGAAGCAGUUCCACACAAUUUUAACUUGUGUUUAACUAAGAAGUCACUCAUUAGAAAAUGAAAAGAGGACUGGAAUAUGGAAAAUAACAGCCACAAAUGGAAUAAAGGGUUUCUGUGUUUUAGAAAUUUACCAAGAUUGUUAGGUUGUUAGUUGAGUCAGGCUAAAAAUAAUCAACGAUGAAGAGUACAACAGGGGUGUCCAAAGAGGGGCCGAUUUGGUGAGGUCACAAUGUGUGAGCUACAACCGUUUGGCCUGCAUUUAACAAAUGCAAAUGAACAUUUUCCUGAAAUGGGAUACUUUUUAUUUCAUUACAUAGAAGGAAUUAGAUCUAAAAACAUGUUUUACUAAAAACACUGUAAACUUCAUUUUUUAAGGCCAAAAAUAAAAUGAAGAAAAAGUCUGUCUGGCAAAAAAAUCUUUUGUUUACAUUAAAUCUGGGUACAUAUGAAAUGUUACAUACUAUACACUAUUAAAUUCUCACUGUAAAUUUCUAAAUGUACAUUUUGUGAACUGGCAAAUAACAGAAACAGUGAUCUUAUUUUGAUCACAGAAAGGAAUCUGUUCUUGUCGUUUGGCCCUUAAGGCUCUGAAGGUCAGUAGCCACAAGCUGUCGCCACAGGUUUACAACAGCUUAUGAUGUAAUUUACCGUUAAGAAACUGCACACUCGGUUCUUUAAAGAGCUGGGAGCCAUAUUUUAUUAAUUUCAUGACAGGAAUGGUGGAAAUUUAAAUGUGGGCUACAUUUGGCCGGACUUUGGACAUGCCUGGUGUACAGAUUGUGGCCUAAACCCUCACAAACAGGCUGUUUACAAAGCUUUUUCUUUCCAAAAAGUUAUUUAUUCUUCUUUUAAUAUUCUAAAAAGCAAAUCUUAUGCUACAAGCCAACUUUCUAACUCAUGUUGAGGUUCUCUGAGCUUUCUGCCAUAUGUUGUAUUUAUCUAUGUGUUUGGAUAUAGAUCUUAAAGCAGUAUUUUCAUGUUGCACUGCUUGACACUCAAAUGUGAUUCUUACGUUGCUUUAUGUACUAAAGUGUGUGUUCUAACUUGGUAAAAGUGUAAGUUUGGGUUGUGUGUGUCACUCAGUGAGUGAGUUCUUCUUUGUAUACGGUGACAUAAAGCAUCCGUGGUUCAGUUCAGGACAAAGAGGUUCAUAUUUUGUUUGUUUUUUUGUAGUGCAGUUGCUGCCAUCUUCACAUUUCUCAGCUUUUCAGGGGGUUUUCUACUGACGGAGCAUACAGAUACUUUACCUUGAUCCACUCUGCUUGUCAGGGUUUAUUACAGUACCUCAGUGCAGGAAAUGAUCUUAUUUUCUAAUCACGUGUUUUGUCAGGUAUAAAAUUUGCACAUUAGAGGUUUUAAAAAAGUGAAGUGAUGGGGGAAUGUGAUACUGAAAGCUGAGAGUGAAGACUUUACAUGUCAGUUUGAUGGAGGGGCAUUUUUUAGAAAUCUGUUCUGGGAUACGUGUGUGGAGAUAUUUGGACACACGAAUGACUCCAGGAACAUUUCUUAUGUACUAUGGAAACAGGGUUUUUAACGCUGCUUUUUUCAGAGGGUGUUUCCGUGACAUUACCAAAUGAAACUCAAUAGCUUGCUGAGUUUACUACCUUCUUCUCAUCCUGUCUAAACUGUGAAUGAUGUUGAACAUUUGUGUUCUUAUUUAAGUUUGUCCAGACAUCUUUUAAUGCUGUGAUUAAAAUAAAGAAUAACUUCCACAGAAGAAAAAAAGAUGAAUGUGUUCAGAUAAAAAAAAAAAACAUUGCUUGAAAUGGAUGAAGAGGUCCUGUUGUAAUAAAAAGUUUCUAUGUUUUUAAAUUAUUUUGGAUGCAAACUCAUUUUUAGCUCUUUAUUUGAUACUUUUCUAUUUAUGUGGGGUCUUAACCUCUUUGUUUUCUAUUUUUUAUCACAAAGCGAUGGUUGUGGGAGGACACAGUCUAAACACUUUGACCUAUAGGGAUCAGUUCAGUUGUAAAGGUCAAAGCAGAGCGUUGUCAUUCAUCCUGCUUAAAUAAAACAAACACAGAAGAUGCUCCAGCAGAAAGGAGAGCUUUUUCCUCUGCAA
Molecule: messenger RNA, 4449 nt
Organism: Oryzias latipes (Japanese medaka)
Lineage: Eukaryota; Metazoa; Chordata; Actinopteri; Beloniformes; Adrianichthyidae
Product: G-protein coupled receptor 61
Biological process (GO): G protein-coupled receptor signaling pathway
Cellular component (GO): plasma membrane; signaling receptor complex; endosome
Molecular function (GO): G protein-coupled receptor activity
Source: RefSeq, a predicted model, not a curated record